AUGCCGCGCAGAUUACGAGAUUUUGUCCAGGAAAGCGGUCGAGGGGGGCGGGAUGGAAAGAGGAGCGAGUCCGUUGUCGUAGUGCAGAGUUCAUGGAUGAAAGAACAGCAGGAGAUUCGGACAAAGAGGAGAGAGGAGAGAGAUCGAGGCGGGGACAAUGGUGUCAGUGAGGAGGGUGCGGUCAGCAAGCAGGCGUAUGAGUGGGAGGAAGACGUUGUGGAGUUUGUAGAAGGCAAGGAGUGCCGGCGUGAGGUUUUAGACCGCGAGAUGGAUGGGUUUAUGGGACGGGUAGGGUGUGAAGUAGGUGAAGAAGAGCGUUGCGAUGUGUGUAGGGAGCGUGCAUUGCGGAUGGAAGCACAAGUAUCAAGGAGAGGUACAUCAUGGGUCAGCAUACAGAGUGAAGAGGUGUUGGAAAAUCCGGGGAUCCCCCUUCCUUUCAGGGUUUAG
Molecule: messenger RNA, 447 nt
Organism: Fusarium poae
Lineage: Eukaryota; Fungi; Ascomycota; Sordariomycetes; Hypocreales; Nectriaceae
Exons: 1
Coding region: 1-447 (148 amino acids)
Source: RefSeq, a predicted model, not a curated record